UUCCUCUUUGAGAGAAGCCAACCAAUAUGGAACGAAACAUUGGAUAAGUUAAGCAAAGCACCUCACGAAGAUGUUUUUGGAAAGUUGAAGAUCAGUUAUGAUGCCUUAACUUUCGAGCAACAACAAAUUUUCCUCGAUAUUGCAUGCUUUUUCAUUGGUGAGCAUAUGAUGUAGGCAAUUUACAUGUGGAAAGAUUGUGAUUUUUUCCCGGAUACAGGACUUGAUGUCCUUGUUAGCAUGUCGUUGGUAAAGAUUGUGGAAAAUGCAUCUUGGAUGCAUGAUCAACUCAGAGAUCUUGGAAGGGAAAUAGUUCGUCAAGAAAAUCCAGUAAAUCCUGGAGAGCGGAGUAGGAUAUGGAUUCACGAGGAGGUCCUAGAUGCAAUAAGAACAAAGGAGAUGAAGAAGAACGUUCAAGCACUGGAUCUUUAUCUAGGCGAUAAACCUAUGGUCGCUAUUAAAAGCGAAGAGAUUGCAAGAUUUGAACGUCUAAGGUACCUCAAAUUGGAUUCGGGAACCUUCAGUGGUAACUUAGCGAAUAGUCUUACCAAUUUAAGGUGGAUUGUUUGGAGAAAUCCUCCUCACUUGUUUUUUAAGCCAGCCAAUAUUUGCUUAAAAAAUGUGGUCGUUCUUGAAUAUUCAAACGGUGCCUGCAUAGGUAAUUCGAAGCUACAGAGCUUAGUCAAGAUGGCAGGAAAAUUGAAAGUUCUUUCUCUUAAAGGGUGUCGCAACAUAAACAGAAUGCCAGACUUCUCCGGAUGCCCAAAUUUAGAGAGGCUUAUAAUUGAAUCAUGUGAUAAUUUGAGGAAAAUUGGUGGCUCUAUUGGGAAGUUGGAGUCUUUGAUUGAUCUGAAGAUUAGGUAUUGCCAUUCUCUUGAAGAUUUGCCUAAAGAGAUCGAGAACCUUGUGAAUUUGAAACACUUCUCUGUUGAAGGUUUUCCACUUACUCGACUCCCAGCUUCCGUAUGGAAGUUGAAAUCAUUACGGGAGUUGCACUUUGACAUUAGAGUAAAUUCACGGGAGUUACCUAGUCCUAUAAUGCUUCAGAAUCUAGAAGUGCUUCGAAUUUGUAGUUCAGGUUUAGAAGGUCGACUUCCUUCAGCAAUAGGAAGUUUGCCUAAUUUAAGAAUCCUAUGCUUGGGGGACACUUGCAUCAGUGAAGUUCCAGAGACAAUAAAUCUGCUUCCUUGCCUGCAAACUCUCGAGUUGAUGGCAUGUGAUGAGAUUCAAGAACUACCAACACUUCCUACAAGUUUGAAGAAUCUAAAAGUGUCAUCCAAUUCGUUACGGGUGGUCCCAGACCUUUCAAAUUUGACUAAUUUGGUUAUGUUGUACUUAUCUCGAUAA
Molecule: messenger RNA, 1344 nt
Organism: Eucalyptus grandis
Lineage: Eukaryota; Viridiplantae; Streptophyta; Magnoliopsida; Myrtales; Myrtaceae
Product: disease resistance protein TAO1-like
Exons: 3
Coding region: 184-1344 (386 amino acids)
Biological process (GO): defense response
Molecular function (GO): protein binding
Source: RefSeq, a predicted model, not a curated record